AUUAGUGGCAGAGACCAGGUCAACGCAGACAGACACAGAGACACGCUGAGAAAGACACAUCCUAGACGAAGGGUGUUACUAAAAAAUAAAAGUCUAAGAACACAGGGGUGAACGAAAAGGAGAUACACUUGCUUUCAGUUGUUGUAGAGAGGCGGCCUCUAGCUACAGGGAGUCCGAAAUAGAGAGAGUGAGGAGGACAUUUAGGCGGUUGAGAAAGAAGAGAGCACGGCAAGAAAAAGGUUAUUUUACAGGCACAGACCCUCUCAGCUUAUGCUGACAUGUCCAACUUUACUGGCACCUGGAAGAUGAAGAGCAGUGAGCAUUUUGAUGAACUUCUCAAAGCUCUUGGUGUGAAUGCCAUGCUGCGUAAGGUGGCUGGCGCUGCGGCGUCCAAGCCCCACGUAGAGAUCCGCCAGACUGGGGAGCAGUUCUACAUAAAGACCUCUACCAGCGUGCGCACAACGGAGAUCAAUUUCCACAUCGGCAAGGAAUUUGAUGAGGAGACUGUUGAUGGCAGGAAAUGCAAGAGUGUUGCUACCUGGGAAACAGAGAAUAAGAUAUACUGCAAGCAAACCAUUGUGGAAGGAGAUGGACCCAAGACAUACUGGACAAGAGAAUUGAACGGCGAUGAGCUCAUAUUGAUCUUCGCAGCAGAUGACGUGAAAUGUACACGGAUCUAUAUAAGAGAAUGAAGCUUCUUCAGUGUCAGCUGGGCAGGAAAGGCAAACCAGACACCUAAACACCCCGGUCAAACGACCCUAUUUAUGUAAAAGUAGCAAUGAGCUGCAUAAUCACAAUGCAACAACAUUAUUACUGUAAUUUUGUCUGGUGAAGUUUAUUACAGUUCAACAACAAAUGUGAUUUUUGGUUCAUACCUGCAACUUGAUAAUAACAAAAACAAAUGUUUGUUAGGUAUAUGUUUAGACAAAUUCAAAUGAAAAUAAAAUCUGAU
Molecule: messenger RNA, 952 nt
Organism: Osmerus eperlanus (European smelt)
Lineage: Eukaryota; Metazoa; Chordata; Actinopteri; Osmeriformes; Osmeridae
Product: cellular retinoic acid-binding protein 1
Exons: 4
Coding region: 279-692 (137 amino acids)
Biological process (GO): fatty acid transport
Cellular component (GO): nucleus; cytosol
Molecular function (GO): retinoic acid binding; fatty acid binding
Source: RefSeq, a predicted model, not a curated record